Diversispora eburnea is the source of this 447-nucleotide messenger RNA. Lineage: Eukaryota; Fungi; Glomeromycota; Glomeromycetes; Diversisporales; Diversisporaceae. The record is from the annotation of a GenBank genome assembly.
AUGGAGAAUAACUUAAUUAAUAAAAGUGAAAUCAGUAAUUCCGAAAAUAAAUGGACCAAUUCUAAAUCAAUAGUUUCUGAAACUGAUACUUCUAAUUCUAAUCCAGAUAGUGAUGAACAGAACCCAGAGGAUUUGCUUCUUCCAAUUUUUACUGCCGAUCUUAUAUUAGGUUAUGGUUACGUCAAUCAAAAAUCUGUGAUAGAACCAGAAGCCAGAGUUAAAGAACCAAAGAACCAUGCUAUAAAUCAGAUUUUUACUCCUCCACCUCCCAUUCCAAAGAGGCAUCUUCGAAAAGAGGCAAAAGCACAUUAUUCCGCAAUAAAAAGAAACAAACAUUAUUCCACCAGUAAUAAUUCUGACUCUUAUACUUCUAACUCAAAGAUUAUUCCUUCGUCCAGUUCGGGAUCAGAAAUUAUAAAUGUUCAAAGACAAUGGGCGUUAGGAUAG